AUGGAGGGCGAGGCAUCCGGCAUGGAGGGCCUCCCCCGCGAGUGUUCGAGCCACGCCGACGGACCGGCCGCCCCGCUCCGCUCGGGGCGACGGCCCGAGAGCGCGCCGGCGGAGAUGGGCGACGACGACUUCCAGGACAGAGGUCUGGAGAAAACGCGAUCGGGAUUCAGGGGCCCCGCCAACGCCUUCGGAUACGAGCCAAGGGCCCUCCGCCACGCACUGGGAGAGGCCGCACUGGCCGCACGCUCCAUCUGUCUUUCCCUGGUGCAGCCAGCAGCAGUCGGCGCCACGGUACAACAGCCGGCCCGGGAGCUUGAGCCAGAACAUGGCUGUGGCGGCGAUGGCGCCAUUGUGCUUGCGGGCCUCCGCUCCGCCGCGCUCCCUUCGGAGAGGCGCGAGUUGCAGCGCACGCUGCGCCAGUCGCUGGAGCGCGCCGAGUCCGCCAUCGACCGCCAGGCCGCGGACGCGAAGAACAUCCGGAGCGGCAUGGACUCCGACCUGAAGGCUCUCACCGACGAGCUGCAGCAGCUGGUGCAGGAGAGGCAAGGCGUUCGCGAGCAGAUCGAGGAGACGGACGCGCAGUUGGAGGAGUCGGGGCGGCUAAAAGCGGAGUUGGUGCGGGAGCUGCAGCGGCACAAACAGGAGCUCAACGGCGGCAGCGGGUAG
Molecule: messenger RNA, 666 nt
Organism: Prorocentrum cordatum
Lineage: Eukaryota; Dinophyceae; Prorocentrales; Prorocentraceae
Source: the annotation of a GenBank genome assembly